CCAAGCCUUGUCCUGCUCCCAAGCCUUGUCCUGCUCAGUGCCUGUGGCAGCACCAUGGCUCUCCGCCCCUUCCUGCUGCUGCUGCCACUGCUGGCUGCCGCCCUCCUCAUCACCCAGGCUCAAGGCAUUGGAAGCUCAGCCUUGGACUGCUGCCUGAAGCACAGCUCUUUAAAGAAGGAUAUCCCCAGUGGCGUGAUGACAUCCUACCACCUCCAGGGACCUGAGACUGGGUGCUACCUUCGUGCUGUUGUGCUUAUCACCAAGAGGAACAAGAAAAUCUGUGUCUCUCCCAAUGAUGACACUAUCCAGAAGUUGAUGCAGCAGCUGGACAAGAAGGCCAACAAUGAGAAGGACAAGAAGCCCAAGAAUAAUAAGGGGCAGACCCAGCGUUCCAGGGGCAGACCCAAGAAGCAGAAGCGGCAGCGGGUCUAAGUCAGGCCUGAAGAGGAUGGAUGCCUUCCUACUGGUGACUGACCCACAGCCUGGCAAUGGCAAUGGACUUACGCAAGCCACACACUCACCCACCCGCCAGCCCCAGGGCGGGGAUGGGGCAGGCUGAGGAGGAUUCCCUCUGCCCCACAACCUCUUUGUUGCUGCUAUGCCUGACACAGAGAUCCCCCAGCACCUGCAGUGCCUGGGUGCUCUCAGCAAAGCAGGCACCCAGGUCCUCACUUGUCCCAUGGCCAAAUAAAUGGGGACCUGGGCAUGGGAGCUGAGCCAUGGCCUCUAGAGGGAAGUGGACAUGCUUCCCACUCAAUGGGAGUUAUUUAGUGUAGCAGGAUGGAUGCUUUUCCUAUGACUUUUUUGGGGGAUAUUAUACAUUUGUAUUUAUAUUUGAAAACUGUGCUUUCAUUCAGUCUUUCUGAAAGGCUUUACUUCUGUCUCCUUCUGAUUCACAAAAUAGCCUUUAUGCUGCAGACCAGAUUUUCUGGAAGGCUUCUCUUAUUUUUCUACCAAAUGACUGCAUUUUAUUUACCUCUCAUCUCUUUGCUCCUUCUUGGCUUGCAAGGCGUGGGAAGCCAGGCAGGUCCCAAGUCCUGUGGUCCUACUUGAGCUGCUUGCUGAGUGCUUCUUUGCAGAGCAAUUAAUAGCAGCUGAGAUGGAGAGCUUUGGGACAACAGUGGUAACAGUGUGGCUCUGUGUCUGGGCUAUUCUAAUCUUUCAUGUUUUAUGGUACACUGUUGCAUUGUAGUUUGGAUAAAGAUAGCCACAAUUUAUCUCUUUGUUUUUUUCAUCUUCUUUUUUAGGUACAGCAUUCCCAUGAAAUCAGAACUAAUUGUUCAAUUUAGUGGAAUUAUACCCUUUUAGCUCCCCUGGCUACAAAAUUGCAAUGAAAUCAGAACAAAUUGUUCGGUUUAGUGGAAUUUUACCCUCUUCUUUCCCCUGGUUUUGCUUGUGCCAGGGUUUCAGACACUAUUAAGACAAAUGCUUAGUUUUCUGGAAAAAAAAAGCACCAGCAACUCUCUCAUACAUAUUUACCAAAUCUGAAAAGCCCAUAUGGUGAAAACCACAUGUGAGGCUGUGAAGCUGGGGGAAUAGCAGAUUUCGUAAAAUUCACUGUAGACAUGCUGCGGCCAUUUGAGAGCUGCUCUAUCCCAAACCUUUAGUGAGAGAAGUCACUGAGUAGAGGACACCUUUAGGUGAGACUGAAAGUGGAGGUGGGACAGACCCCUGGGACAGGGCUGGGGGGAAAAUGGCAUCUCCCUGUGCUUGCAACCCACUCUCCCUGGCAUGCUGAGAAAGAGCAAAUUAAAAAGCUGUGCUAGAGCCACACUGCUAUCUGCUUGCAGAGAUUUUGAACGUGGACUUUGGUCAGUAAAAGUCUAUUAAAUCAUAUAAAUGAAAUAAUAGUAUUUGCAGAGCUUAACAGUAUCAGCACAGGCGGUGUGUUUGUUGGAGUAAAGCUUAUAGCUGAGUGUUUUUACCAAGUACGUAUUUGGCUUGACUGCUUCAUUAAUAGGGCAUUUAGAUCUAUCAUUUUAAGGCUGUGUAAAGUAACUGUGAAGUCCAAGAUACUGGCCCUGAGUAUGGGACAGAUGCUGAGCUGUCUCCUCCCUCACAGUGAACACCCACCCAUCUGCCAGACCGGCUUUUGGACAGGAUG
Vidua chalybeata is the source of this 2104-nucleotide messenger RNA. RefSeq names its product eotaxin-like. Lineage: Eukaryota; Metazoa; Chordata; Aves; Passeriformes; Viduidae. Gene Ontology annotation, molecular function: CCR chemokine receptor binding; chemokine activity. Gene Ontology annotation, biological process: immune response; monocyte chemotaxis; cellular response to interleukin-1. The record is from RefSeq and is a predicted model, not a curated record. The transcript is spliced from 4 exons. Gene Ontology annotation, cellular component: extracellular region. Bases 55 to 432 code for a protein of 125 amino acids.